AGAACACCAGUUUUGGAGUCAGUUUAGACCUGUGUCUCCUGCAUAGCUGAAAUCUCAGGCAGGUAACUCUUUCAGUCUGGCAUGGCAGAAAAGCCAAUGUGUAUGCCCACACAGAUACCUGAUGAUGAAGAUAUACAAAGAGAAGAUAAUAUUCGUUGCUUAACUAUGCUUGGUCAUUUUGGUUUUGAAUGUUUGCCUCAUCAGUUGGUGAACAGAUCUAUUCAACAAGGAUUCUCUUUUAAUGUUCUCUGUGUGGGAGAAACAGGAAUUGGAAAAUCAACACUAAUUGACACAUUGUUUAAUACUAAUUUGAAAGACAAAAAAUCCUCACACUUUUAUUCAAAUAUUGAACUUAAAAUUCAGACAUAUGAACUUCAGGAAAGCAAUGUUCAAUUGAAAUUAACUGUUGUGAAAACAGUGGGAUAUGGUGAUCAAAUAAACAAAGAAGCCAGCUUCCAACCAAUAGCUGACUACAUAGAUGCUCAAUUUGAGGCCUAUCUUCAAGAAGAAUUAAAAAUUAAGCGUUCCUUUGUCGACUACCAUGAUUCUCGUAUCCAUGUGUGCCUUUACUUCAUUUCACCUACAGGACAUUCUCUGAAGUCCCUGGAUCUAUUAACCAUGAAGAACAUUGACAGUAAGGUGAAUAUUAUACCACUGAUUGCCAAAGCAGAUGCAAUUUCUAAAAAUGAUUUACAGAAAUUUAAAUGUAAGAUAAUGAGUGAAUUGGUUACUCAUGGCAUCCAGAUAUACCAGUUCCCAACAGAUGAUGAAACUACCACUCAAGUGAACUCCUCAAUGAAUGGACAAUUACCAUUUGCUGUAGUGGGAAGUAUGGAUGAAGUGAAAGUUGGGAAAAGGAUGGUCAGAGGUCGCCAGUACCCUUGGGGAGUUUUACAAGUGGAAAAUGAAAGUCACUGUGACUUUGUUAAGCUUCGGGAUAUGCUUCUUUGCACAAAUAUGGAAGACCUGAAAGAACAAACUCACACUCAGCACUAUGAACGUUAUAGGUGCUGCAAACUGCAUAAAAUUGGCUUUACUGAUGUGGGCCCAGACAACCAGCCUGUUAGUUUUCAAGAGAUCUAUGAAGCCAAAAGACAGGAGUUCUAUGAUCAAUGCCAGAGGGAAGAAGAAGAAUUAAAACAGAAGUUUAUGCAGCAAGUAAAGGACAAAGAAAUGACACUUAAAGAAGCAGAAAAAGAGCUACAGGACAAGUUUGAGCAUCUUAAAAGAGUCCAACAAGAGGAGAGAAUAAAGAUUGAAGAGGAAAAAAGACAAUUGGAAGAAGAAAUAAUAAAUUUUUAUAAAAUGAAAGCUGGCUCUGAAACAUUGCAGACUCAGGGUAGCACCAAUAUAAAAAAGGACAAAGAUCGUAAGAAAUAG
Messenger RNA from Pteropus alecto (black flying fox), 1380 nucleotides. RefSeq names its product septin 14 (gene SEPTIN14). The transcript is spliced from 10 exons. Lineage: Eukaryota; Metazoa; Chordata; Mammalia; Chiroptera; Pteropodidae. Gene Ontology annotation, biological process: cytoskeleton-dependent cytokinesis. Gene Ontology annotation, molecular function: GTP binding; GTPase activity; molecular adaptor activity. Gene Ontology annotation, cellular component: cell division site; microtubule cytoskeleton; septin complex. The coding region runs from base 82 to 1380 and encodes 432 amino acids. The record is from RefSeq and is a predicted model, not a curated record.